Messenger RNA from Anopheles coluzzii, 1592 nucleotides. Its product is annotated as odorant receptor 22c. The transcript has 6 exons. Gene Ontology annotation, molecular function: olfactory receptor activity; odorant binding. NCBI's taxonomy places the organism in Eukaryota, Metazoa, Arthropoda, Insecta, Diptera, Culicidae. The coding region runs from base 51 to 1274 and encodes 407 amino acids. The record is from RefSeq and is a predicted model, not a curated record. Gene Ontology annotation, cellular component: plasma membrane. Gene Ontology annotation, biological process: detection of chemical stimulus involved in sensory perception of smell; sensory perception of smell.
GGCUCGUUGAAUUGCUUACCCCAUAUAAGUGUACCAACCUUCAGUGAGCAAUGAUUAUUACCGUUGCUCCAGUUACGGACGCUCGCCCUCAAACGCCCGAAGACUGCGGCAUGUUCAAGUUCCAGCGUAAGAUCCUGCUCAUCUUCGGCUGUUGGCCACCGGAUCGGCUCACACGUCGCUGGUAUGUGAAGGUUCUCAUCGCCGUCAAUCUGAUCACGCUUGCCAUCUGCAUAGUGGGCGAGUUUCGGUACUGCCUGUACGCGUAUCGGAACGGUAGUCUGAUCGAAACGAUCGAAAGCAUUUGCCCAACUGUUGCCAGAUUUUCUGGCUUAUUGCGUAUGUGCUGGUUUCUUAGGAACGAGCAUAAAAUUGAAAGCGCUCUAAACAGUGUCGUCUAUUUAAUUAAGAAUGAACAUCCGCGUGAAACUGGCUACACGAAUCGGAUCACGGCCCGAGAUCAAACGUUAACUAAAGUUCUUUUCCAUUCAAGUUUCAUCACUGCGAUACUGUAUGGCAUCAUACCGUACGUUAUGAUGGCUUACAACUGGUUCCAGGGCCAGUAUCCUCUUGUGAAGCUUUUACCGUUCAAAGUUGUGCUGCCCUAUGACUCGCAAGAUCCUACGCUCUUUAUAUUGACGACAAUUUUCCUGAACUACGCCUCGGCACCUACCGUCACUGCCAUGACGAGCAGUGACACAUUGUUCAGUGGAGUUUGCUUCUACCUUCAAGGCCAGUUUCAAGCGAUCCGGCUGGAGUUGGAAGCACUCGCCGAAACGGUAGACAAGAACACGCUGAAAAGCUCCGCUGCUGAAACGCUUCGCAUCAAUCUCGAGCUGAGGCGCAUCAACAAGCGCCAUCAGACGAUUAUUGACGUCGUGUCGGAAGUACGCCACGCAUUCACCCCAACGAUUCUGAUCGUGCACAUCUGUGCGGCGUUCAUGAUAUGUGUUAUAAGCAUGGCAAUGUUUCUAGCCGAAGGAAUCAACAAGCUCACCUACAUGCCGUACACGUUUACAGUGCUGAUGUUGCUUUUUAUGUACUCGUACAGUGGCACGAUUGUGCGAGAUUCGAGUGAAGCCAUCCAAACAGUGGCCUACGGUUUCCCGUGGUAUCGGUUCGAUCGUAACACCCGACACCUCGUCCAGAUGAUGAUGGUACGGGCGAAGUAUGGAUGCAAUGUGGACGUACCGUUUUUUCAAACGUCGAUGGCUACCUUCUCGGUGAUCGUACGCUCAGCUAUGUCAUACAUCACGUUGAUGAAGUCGUUUUUGUAGGAAAACGUGUCAGCAACAGCAACAAUAAUGAUGACAUUAAGCACAACUGAAAUAUUUAGAAUGCUUAGAAGCUGAAAGGAUACAACUAGCUCAAUAUUUUCAUUGCUUAAUAUACCAAGAACCUGUUAGGUACAAACAUUUAGAUCUGCCCAAUGUUACUAUAACGAAUGUUAACAUUUGAAAUUAUCUCACGUGAUCGCCAAAAAAAAUAAAAAUUCUUCACACACGCAUCUUUAUAGCAUUACUGUUCCCUGCAAUCACACAAGCGUAUGAUGCUCAAAGCUCUAGAUCUAACUUCAGAGCUUAGCUGAAUGUCUA